AUGCCCUCUCCCCGGGAGGGACGAGCAACCAGGUCACGAGGGUCCGAAGACGAGUUUGUGCUGUUUCUCCAAGGAAUCCCAUCCCAGUGUCGGUGGCAGGAAUUGAAGGAUCUGGUACGCCAGACGGCCUUGCAUAUUCGCCAGGCGGUCGUCUAUGAUGACCAGAAUGGGUUUCCCACCGGCUUGGGCCAGAUCAUCGUGAAGAACGAGGAUGAGGCCUGGCGUACCUACCAACGUCUAUCUACUAACGGUUGGUAUGGCCAGAGUCUGGUCGUCACUCUGGCCCGGACCAGCAUGCCCACACAGCCCAUUGCUGGCCCGACCAAGAGUCCCUCGGCGUGCAUGAUGCCUUCGUCAUUUGUGUCUGGGUAUACUACUCCCCCUCAAGCUCCGCAGAACCUGGCCAUCCCAUCUUCUCCGAUGACCCCAGAGCCCCCUAUGCCACCUAGCCCUCCGUACUCGGGAUCCGAGUAUGUACCCAUGAUGAGCCCAAUGGGCAUGCAGCCCAGUUUCUCCCCGCACCAGCGCCAUCACUCCCAGCCAUUUAUACCCAUCUUUGCAGACCCCUUGGUGCAUACCAUGCACCAAGGUGGGAUCCCGCCGUCACCCAUCCUAUCCGUACACCAACCGAACAUCUUUGUCGAUCAGCCUCUUCCCUAUCCGCCGAUCCUUCCCUAUCCUCCCCACCACCACCACCACCACCACCACCACCCUCAUGGACCCUCCCCCCUCCAGCCUCUGCAAGAUGCACAGCUCAACAGCAUCCACAUGAAUGGGAGACCGCCGCCGCCUGGGUACCCGCACAAAGCAGGUUUAUAUCAUUCACAUGCCUCCUCCUCGCCGCCGACCUCGCUCUGCCCUCCUCGCCGCACCGUCUUGGUGCAGAAUCUCAGUCUCGACGCCAAAGCCUCCGAGCUCGAGGACUUCUUUGCCGACGCGGGAACCAUCGACCGCUGCCAUAUCCCCACUGACCCGACCACGGGCCGUCCCCGCGGCUACGCGAAGAUCACCCUCCGCACCGCCGACGAAGCCAAGGGUGCCGCUGCCCUUUACAACAACACCUUCUUUAUGGGUCUGAAGCUCCGCGUCCGCGUCGACCGCAGCAAUGCCACCAUCGCAGAGCCAUUCUCCGGUUUCCCCCUUCACUGGCGUGCAAAGACCCAUCUCCCUCUCCCUCACCCUCACCCUCAUCACGCACAUGCCUAUUCCUAUAGCUACAGCUAUGCUCCUGGUCCCUUCUGGUCCGACCUCCCAGAGGCCAACGGCAUCCCUCUCCACCAGAUAGAUCCAUCAGUCGAGAUCACCUCCUCACCCAGCCAGAAAGAUAUCCCCUCCUCGUCUUCCUCUGCUUCCUCGGCUUCUUCCUGUGGCGAUCCCCCGAGUCUACGCCAACCGCUCGUGGUGAACGGCUCGGGCGUCGCUGCCGACAAGGGUGGAGGAGUCGUGAACGAUCCUGUGUGA
Molecule: messenger RNA, 1461 nt
Organism: Penicilliopsis zonata CBS 506.65
Lineage: Eukaryota; Fungi; Ascomycota; Eurotiomycetes; Eurotiales; Aspergillaceae
Exons: 4
Coding region: 1-1461 (486 amino acids)
Cellular component (GO): nucleus; cytoplasm
Molecular function (GO): mRNA binding
Source: RefSeq, a predicted model, not a curated record